AUGAGACGUUAUACGAAAAGGUCUGACUCUAAGGAGCCUUCUAAGAAAGAACAAAUAGAUUCAGUUAAAAUGCCAGGAUUUGUUCAUCCACAGACGAUGCACGAAGAAGGACAUUUUGCACAAAAAGCAAAGCAACAAAUAGAAGAGUUGAAAAAACGCUCGGAAAAGCCAGCCGCGGAUAGUAGCGAAAAGAAAGAA
Molecule: messenger RNA, 198 nt
Organism: Brenthis ino (lesser marbled fritillary)
Lineage: Eukaryota; Metazoa; Arthropoda; Insecta; Lepidoptera; Nymphalidae
Source: the annotation of a GenBank genome assembly